Sinocyclocheilus anshuiensis is the source of this 4390-nucleotide messenger RNA. Its product is annotated as RING finger protein 214-like. Lineage: Eukaryota; Metazoa; Chordata; Actinopteri; Cypriniformes; Cyprinidae. The record is from RefSeq and is a predicted model, not a curated record. The transcript has 11 exons. Gene Ontology annotation, molecular function: ubiquitin-protein transferase activity; protein binding. Bases 342 to 3593 code for a protein of 1083 amino acids.
AGAAGAAAAAGAAGACGCAUGUGACGUCCCGGAAGUGCUUUUCGUUUUGUAAAAAACAAACAAAAAAAAGAUCAUUAUUCAUUUAGUUUAUUUAGAAUACAUACUGUAUACACGGAGUAUACUGUAAGUCAUUUGGCCAUCAAGACCAACUCUUAAAUGUUUAGUGUAGGUCUUUUGGUAACUCUGUUUUUGGCGCUCAUAUUUCACUGAGCAAAUGAUUUAAAACCAGUGUAUCGUCGGUAACUUAUAUAUUAAGACGCGUUCAUGAAAAUACUGCCGCUUAGGUUUUAAAUCUCAACAAUCGAUCAAAUCCAGAGUCUUUUGUCGCUGAGUGUCUGUCAAUGGAAAGUGAAAAACACACCGAGUGGAGUUCGGCUUUAGAUGAAGACUUACUUCAGGAUCCCGUUUCUGCAGUGAUUCCGCCGGAUCCUUCCCCAUGGAGCCUAUCAGCCGGGCCCUGGUCCACUGAGAGCAGCGUCCCAGCAGUAUUAAAUCAGUAUGCUGAAGCGCUGACUUGCAGCACUUUUAUCCCCAGCAGCGAAACGCAGAGCCAAACCGUACAGACGGAGGACUGGACAGAGGAAAGAUCUACAAACACAAAUGAGGACUGGGAAUCAGACAUGUCACCACUAAUCAGCUCCCUUAAGGAUGCCAUGCAUCAUGUUGUUUCAAAGACUGACAAAACAUUCAAAUUAGAGGUGAAGUAUAUCAAUGCAGUGAAAGGACGUGGUCUGUUCGCAAAGGGUUCCAUUUGCAAAGGUGAUUUUGUUGUUGAAUAUAGGGGAGAUAUAAUAAGUGAUGCAGAAUUGCAGAGAAGAAGAAAACGUUACCACGCAUCCAGUGCUGCAUUUAUGUUUGAGUUCAAGUGGAGAGGGAAAUCAUGGUGUAUUGAUGCCUCUAGAGAAGAUGGAUCAUUUGGGCGGAUAGUUAAUGAUGACCACAGACAUCCAAACUCUAAGAUGAAGAAAAUUGAUGUGAAUGGAAAGCCACACCUUUGUUUGUUUGCCCUGAAUGACAUAAAAGAAGCAGAAGAAAUUACCUAUGACUAUGGAGAAGAUGAUUACCCCUGGAGAACACAAACGACCAGCACAGCUGCUAAUACCAGGGAAGACGGCGAUUCUGAUCCUUCCCUCCAGUCAAAGACUCAGAUGAAUGAUACUACUGGUCAAAACAAUUCUCCUCAACAGAUGAAAGAUGAAGAUCUUCAAGAUUCGGAUGAACUCUUUGAUUCUACACCAGAGAGUUCAGACUAUUACUUUACAGAUACCACUUCUGAAAGUGACUGUGAUGGUGAUGCUAAUCUUAUACCAAACCAGACAAAACUUCAGCUUCUCUAUGAUGACCUGGAUGUUGAUGAAUCUGGCUCACUGAGUUCCCUUGACUGUGACACAGCAACACCAGAUAAAAUGCACAGCCUUGCAUCUGGAGCAUCUGGAACAGAAGAACCAUGCUCAAGUCAGAAUGCAAUAGAUGGCGUAGUUGUUAGUGCAUACCAAAAAAGAGGUGUUAGUAGAGUCUACAACAAGAGACAUUACUGCUUAUAUUGCUGUAAGCCUUAUGCCAAGAUGGCAAGGCAUCUAGAAAGUUCACAUGCACAUGAAUCUGAUGUGGCUAAAGCGCUAAGCUUUCUAAAGAGUUCCAAGGAGAGAAAAAAACAGCUAGAUUAUAUUCGCAACAGAGGAAACUAUGCUCACAAUGCUGCUGUUAUGGAAUCAGGAAAGGGGGAACUAGUGCCAUUUAAACGACCACCCAAAGAAGCGCAGGGAAAAGAUUUCAUGCAUUGUGCAUACUGUCAAGGACUUUUUACAAGAAAGGUCCUGUGGCGACAUAUGCGUACUUGUAGGCUUCAACCUCAGUCGGUCCCCCUCAAACCAGGAAAAAAACGUGUUCAGUCCAUGUGUAUGUACACAGGGCCUGUGCCUUCAAACAUGACUAAACAACUAUGGGAAGUAAUUAGUGUCAUGCAUCCUGACCCAAUCACAGAUAUAAUAAAAAAUGACAAAGUAAUUAUUGAUAUUGGUCAGCACAUGUUAAACAUAGGUGGACUAUCAGCCAAGAAUAAACAGUGUGUGCGAGAGAAGAUGCGAGAAUUGGGAAGGUUGGUUCACAAUGCUAGGAAAGUCACCUCCUUAAAAACAAUGGAAGAUUGUGUAAAUCCAAAGAAGUACAUGGAGACUGUCAAAGCUGUCAAGUAUACAUGUGGGUAUGAGUCUGACAAGUUCAUGAUUCCAUCACUUGCAAAGAAGCUUGGUAGUUCCCUGGUUAAAGUAAGCAAACUCUUAAAAGCUCAGGGCUUAAUCUCAAACAACAAACAGCUUGUGAAGAAUGCUAGUGAGUUUCAAGACGUCCAUCAGGAAAAGUGGAAUGAGAUGAUCUUAGCUACAGCAUUGAGGAAUAUCAGGGAAGCAAAGUGGAAUGUGCCCACUCUCAUGCCCUUUACUGAAGAUGUCCAAAAAAUGCAUACAUAUCUCAGUCAAGUGCAAGACGAGUGGUACAAAUCACUCUCUGAAAGUUCCUUUACUAAAGCCUGGAUGGAGCUUGCAAAGGUUUGUCUAGCCCAGAUAAUUAUCUUUAACCGGCACAGGGGAGGAGAGGUGGCGAGCAUGCCUUUGUCUGCGUUUUUGUCAAGAGACACUUCUGAUCCGCAUGAGGAUGUGGACUGGGCACUCUCCGAAGUAGAAAAAAAACUCUGCAGACACUUCUCAAGGAUUAUCAUCAGGGGAAAGCAUGGUCGACCAGUUCCAGUUCUUCUGACUCCAAAAAUGCUGCAUGCCUUAGAACUCCUUGUUAAGAAGAGAGAGCCUUGUGGGGUUCUAAAAGACAAUGCUUAUAUGUUUGCAAGACCAGAAGCCAUGACACAUUUCCGAGGGUCAGACUGCCUCCGUGGCUUUGCAAAGGCGUGUGGUGCAAAGUGUCCCAAGUCGCUGACAUCUACCAGACUGCGAAAGCAUGUUGCAAUCCUUUCAACAGUGCUGAAUAUGACAGGCGCAGAGAUGGACCAGCUGGCAAACUUUCUUGGACACCACUUAAAAAUCCAUCAUGAGUUCUGUCGACUCCCUGAGAAGACCCUGCAACUUGCCAAAAUCUGCAAAGUCCUAAUGGCUCUCGAACAAGGAAGAUUAUCUGAGUUCCAUGGCAAGAACUUGGAUGAAAUUGUGAUAGAUCCUGAUGAAAAAGUCCUGGAAAGUGAUGAAGACAGGAGCAUACAGGAGGGACACUGUUCAUCUACUGUUUAUGAACCAAAAGCAGAGGAGACACUUCCUCCUGCUGAGAGGAAUGAAAUGCCACCACCACCCAAAAGACAUAAACCACCAUCACCAGAUGAAAAGGUUCCUUCAGGAGCCAGUGCUUUGAGGACGUCUUUUAAAGGUAAAACUACCCGGAGGAAAAAUCCCUGGCAGCAGACCGAGGUGCAGGCGGUGGAAAGGCACAUGAUGAGAUUCAUCACAUCUUUUACUGUACCAGCAAAGAGUGACUGUGAGAAGUGUUUAAAGGCUGAACCACAAGCUCUGAAGUACCGUGACUGGAAGAACGUGAAAUUCUUCAUAUAUAACCGCAUUACAGCCUAUAAAAAGAGUUUGCAGUGCAAAUAAUGUGAAGAUUACCAACUCUCUGGUAUGGCAGUUUUUGUUUACAUUAGCCUUUUUUCUCUCUUCCAUUCACUUUUGAGGUAGGUGAAGUUGUGCCAGAAAUACCUACGCUGUUUCCAAAGAGGUCAAAACUCCAGCAAAAUUUGUAGGACAUUAAACAACUGUAUUGAUAGAGCAGUGCUUUUCAUCAGAAACUUCAAACAUACUGCAAACUUCAAAUUUCAAAUUGUGUAUGUGAGGCAAAACAAAAAAUGAUUAUUUAUUUAUUCAACAAUAAUUUACAUCCACACGUAUUGGCCAGUGGGACACCUACAAAGAUAUUUGUCACGGGCUGAAAAAGAAGCAAUGGGAGUGUCCAACAGAGGACAUGGGUGACAAAUAUGGUGUCACCAUAUUAAACAAGAUUGCCGUAUGUUUUAUGAUGACGGAUGAAGGCCAUAAGCUGAAAUGCACCAGUCUAACAAUAGCAAAACUUGUCAAACCAUUUUAGAGUUUUGACCUCUAGUUUUUGUUUACAUUCUGUCUCAGUAAUUUUUUUAUACUUUUUAAUAUAAAAAUAAUUUAUUUGAAGGGUUUAUUUGAAUUCGUUUGUUUGUAAAGUUGAACCCAUUAAAAGUUACAUUCAGCAAAUUAAAUGAUUUGAUGUCUCGAGGUUCAUUUAGUAGUUAUUAGGGAUGCGCAAUAUUAUUGGAACGAUAUCGGAAUCGGCUGAUAAAGAUUUAAUGUUAACAUCGGCAUCGGCCCAAUAUGAAAAAUUAUGCCGAUAUGCCUUGCCAAUAAGACAAAUAGCUCACAUGUGC